This is a messenger RNA of Aureobasidium uvarum, 897 nucleotides long. The record is from the annotation of a GenBank genome assembly. Lineage: Eukaryota; Fungi; Ascomycota; Dothideomycetes; Dothideales; Saccotheciaceae.
AUGGAGGCCUCCGAAGACACACAAUCGCCCUUUCUGCCCAUGUUCGAGACCUUCCGCGCCGAACUCGACGAACACCACGACCGCCGCGAACGCACCAUCAAAGCAUCGCGAGACAUAACCGCUGCAUCAAAGAAGAUGUCCUAUCUUUACCCUUCAAAGGUGCGAUUGAAACAAAAAGAAGCCCUUCACGACAACUCCAGCGACAGAAAGCUGAUUGGUAUGCAACCUAGAAUCCGCAAACUUGCACAACCGCUGCCCGCACACGUCAACAAGAAUAAUGCGCAAUACUACGAUAUCAUCAAUCAGCGCUACAACACAAUCUCUGCCGAACUCCAAGGACUGAACGCUUGGAGAUAUGCCCGCAAUAUUACCGGUGGCAAUCAGGAGUACAUGGAGGCUGCUAUUUUCCAGCACUAUCUCACCACUGGAACAUUGCUCACAUAUGAAGACUCGGUAGAGCAAUUGCGUACACUGGGUGGACAGGGUGGUCCGGUACAACUCACAGUCGAGGAUUAUCUGCUUGGUGUCUUUGAUAUGACGGGCGAGUUGAUGCGUUUCUCCAUCACUACCAUGGCUACGGAUGGUAAGCUGCCUUCGGUCGAGUCGAGCGAUAGCACCGCAUCGGCGGACAAGAUGGAUGUGGAUACCCAACCUGGCAACCACAGAGACGUGCUCACAGAUCUGCGCGCACUGCGGUCAGAGCUAGAAGGCUUGAAUGUGGGCUUUGGCAGUUCAUUCGCCCGUGAUGUGGAUAAGAAGAUGGAUGUUAUGCAGACGAGUGUUGAAAAGGUGGAAAAGGCAUUGUACGGUCUAGUCAUCCGCGGCAGAGAGCGACCAAAAGGUUGGAUGCCCGAUCUCGACUCUGGUCCACGCAGAGAUGUCGAAGUUGAUGCUUAG